ACCGGAGACGGCCGGCGUUACGGCGCGAGCGUGGUCACGUGGCCGCUGGUCACCGCCGCCACCCCCUCCCGCCCUGUUCUCUUUCAGGUCGGGCCGGGCCCGGCAGGUUCCGCGAGCUCCCGGCAGACUGAGGGAGAGAGAGAGAGAAAGAGACAGACAGAAAGAGGAGGGGAGGAGGAGGAUUCAGGGAAUAGGAGCUGGGGAACCCAUCCGCGCCACAGGAUAAAUUCCAGAAGUGGAUUUACUGGAUAAAAGGGUAAUUAAAGUCCUCUGGUAGAUGUUUUUCCAACAGUCGAGGGAGAAGUCAGUUGGUCUCUAGAUCUUGAUUCCUCUUCAAUUCCUGUUUACCAGUCAAGACUUCUAUUUGGUGAAAUCUGUUGUAUUGAGCUGGUGUCAUCUUUGAACCAUAACAAAAACAUGCAUUUUCAAGUAUCAAACAGAUUUGUGGAUUAGUAAAGUUCUUCUGAAAGGAAGUUCCUUUUGGUGAUACUGUCCAGUUUCUACAAUGUAUCAUUCCUUAUCUGAAACUAGACAUCCUCUGCAGCCGGAAGAACAAGAAGUAGGCAUUGACCCCUUGUCCAGUUAUUCAAACAAGUCUGGAGGAGAUUCAAAUAAAAAUGGAAGAAGAACAAGUUCUACCUUAGACUCUGAGGGGACUUUUAAUUCAUAUAGGAAAGAAUGGGAAGAACUAUUUGUAAACAACAAUUACUUGGCAACAAUAAGGCAGAAAGGGAUUAAUGGGCAGCUGAGAAGCAGCAGGUUCCGCAGUAUUUGCUGGAAGCUGUUUCUUUGUGUUAUUCCUCAAGAUAAAAGUCAAUGGAUAAGUAGAGUUAAAGAGUUAAGAGCAUGGUACAGCAACAUUAAAGAAGUACAUAUCACAAACCCAAGGAAGGCUGUUGGCCAACAAGAUUUGAUGAUCAACAAUCCCCUUUCACAGGAUGAAGGGAGUCUUUGGAAUAAAUUUUUCCAAGACAAAGAACUACGAUCAAUGAUUGAACAAGAUGUCAGAAGAACGUUUCCCGAAAUGCAGUUUUUCCAACAAGAAAAUGUGAGAAAGAUUCUUACAGAUGUUCUUUUCUGUUAUGCUAGAGAAAACGAGCAGUUGCUUUAUAAACAGGGUAUGCACGAGCUAUUAGCCCCCAUAGUUUUCAUCCUUCAUUGUGACCACCAAGCUUUUCUACAUGCCAGUGAGUCUGCACAGCCAAGCGAGGAAAUGAAAACCCUCUUGAACCCCGAGUAUCUGGAACAUGAUGCCUAUGCAAUGUUCUCACAACUGAUGGAAACUGCUGAACCUUGGUUUUCCACUUUUGAGCAUGAUGGUCAAAAGGGGAAAGAAACUCUGAUGCCUCCCAUCCCCUUUGCCCGGCCCCAGGAUUUAGGACCAACAGUUGCUAUUGUUACUAAAGUCAAUCAGAUCCAGGAUCAUCUACUGAAGAAGCAUGAUAUUGAGCUCUAUAUGCACUUGAACAGACUGGAAAUUGCACCACAGAUAUAUGGAUUACGGUGGGUGCGGCUACUGUUUGGCAGAGAGUUCCCUCUGCAGGACCUCCUGGUGGUCUGGGAUGCCUUGUUUGCAGAUGGCCUCAGCCUGAGUUUAGUGGACUAUAUCUUCAUAGCCAUGUUACUCUACAUUCGAGAUGCUUUGAUCUCUAGUAACUACCAGACCUGUCUUGGCCUUCUGAUGCAUUAUCCACUCAUCGGGGAUGUGCACUCACUGAUUCUUAAGGCUCUGUUUCUUAGAGACCCAAAGAAAAAUCCAAGACCAGUGACUUAUCAGUUCCAUCCCAAUCUAGAUUAUUACAAAGCACGGGGAGCAGACCUUAUGAACAAAAGCCGGACCAAUGCCAAAGGUGCUCCCCUGAAUAUAAAUAAAGUUUCUAAUAGCCUGAUUAAUUUUGGAAGAAAGCUGAUUUCCCCAGCAAUGGCCCCAGGCAGUACAGGUGGUCCUGUACCUGGGAGUAACAGUGGCAACUCCUCCUCUGCUGCUUUCCCCACCAGGACCUCAGCAGAAGCCUUGAGGCAUCAUUUGCAACCACAGCAGCAGCAGCAGCAGCAGCGGCUGAUGAAAUCCGAAAGCAUGCCAGUGCAAUUGAACAAAGGCGAUAUAGUUACAGGAAGCGAUGCUCAGGUUUCUGUUCCUGUCCAGACUCUAACUGACCUCCAAGGGCAAAAUUCUAAAAACAUCAGUUCAUCUCCAAGCAUUGAGAGUUUGCCUGGAGGAAGAGAAUUCACUGGCUCCCCACCUUCAUCUGCUACUAAAAAAGAUUCCUUUUUUAGCAACAUCUCCCGGUCCCGCUCACACAGCAAAACUAUGGGCAGGAAAGAAUCU
This is a messenger RNA of Marmota monax (woodchuck), 2329 nucleotides long. Its product is annotated as TBC1 domain family member 5. Gene Ontology annotation, molecular function: GTPase activator activity. Gene Ontology annotation, biological process: activation of GTPase activity. NCBI's taxonomy places the organism in Eukaryota, Metazoa, Chordata, Mammalia, Rodentia, Sciuridae. The record is from RefSeq and is a predicted model, not a curated record.